AUGAAAUACGUUGCUGCCUACCUUUUGCUCACCCUCGGAGGAAACGCCUCCCCAUCUGCUGCUGAUGUCGCCAAGGUCCUCAGCUCCGUCGGUGUUGAGUCUGACUCUGCCCGCGUCGAUGCCCUGAUUGCUGAGCUCUCUGGCAAGGACGUCGCUGCCCUCAUUGCCGCUGGCAAGGGUAAGAUCGGUGCUGCCCCAGCUGCCUCUGCCGCCGCUGCCCCAGUUGCCGCUGCCGCCGCCGCCCCAGCUGCCGCCGCUGCUGCUCCAAAGAAGGAGGAGAAGAAGGAGGAGUCCGAUGACGAUAUGGGAAUGGGUCUCUUUGAUUAA
Molecule: messenger RNA, 327 nt
Organism: Acytostelium subglobosum LB1
Lineage: Eukaryota; Evosea; Eumycetozoa; Acytosteliales; Acytosteliaceae
Exons: 1
Coding region: 1-327 (108 amino acids)
Biological process (GO): cytoplasmic translational elongation; translation
Cellular component (GO): ribosome; cytosolic large ribosomal subunit
Molecular function (GO): structural constituent of ribosome
Source: RefSeq, a predicted model, not a curated record